AUGGCGUUCAGAAAGAAGAAAGAGCCAAGCCGACUGAAAAAGUAUUUGGGGUACAAUUCAAAAAUUCAGGAAGUGGAGAAAGUUACGAAUGGUCGGCAGGAGGGCAGUUCAAAACACACACGGAAGCGAAUUGAGAUCAAGACUAUACACCUGUAUCCGGUUAUUUGUGGUCACCCCGAUGCUGUGGAUUUGUAUCUAAAUAUGCAUCCUAAAAUAGAUAUCCAGGUGGAUAAUGUGAGAAUUCGUGUCACUUCUUCCAGAGGAAACGACUCAUUUGGUAAAAUGUCCUUCUCAGAAGCAGAGGUCUUCCUCUGUGUGUACGAUGUAAGAAAACCCGAGACGGUGAGAUUCUUGAGGGAAAGGGUAUUACCCAGUGUGAAAAAGCUACGAAAGCCAAUGGCCAUUGCUGGUCUUGGAUUGGAGUGUAGGUGCGGUGUCGAAAAGGGAUUGGUGGAUAUUCAGACAGCUUGUCAAUUGGGCAAAUCAUUCGAUUGCAAAUCUACUGAGUUUAUGUGCUGUGAUGGUAAACUACUUACAUUUUGUACAUUCGCGCUAUACUCAGCAGUCCUUCCCCAUCUUCUUCAAUGGAAGACAGAAAAACCCACAACAUCAUCUGAUAUCUCAUUGACUCCUACCGUAAAUUAUUUCGCUAUAAUGGCACCAAAAACACGGAAAGUUAAAUCUGAGAAGAAAGAGAACAAACCCGGUCCCAGUACCUCAAGUACACCUCCCGAUGCCCAACGGCGACAGGUGGACAUCCUGGUUGCAGUUGUAGGGGCUCCUGAGGUCGUCGACAGGGUUAUUGAAAAAUUUUCUGAGUGUAGGAUUUCAACCCUAACUCAUGAAACCAAUAUCAUUGCAAUAGAAGCGAAUGGUUAUUAUGGAAGAUCAAAUACUGCCAAUGCUGAUCUGAUAUUGGCCGUUUACGACGUUUGCGAUAAUAGCACUGUCGAAUAUUUAACACAAAAUGUUCUCCCCCAUUUCAGACAAGAACACGAAAUCCUUGCCAUUUGUGGAACAGGGCUUGAGAAUCGAACAGAAACUCGAGCAGAGAAUGAGACGGAUAUUAAUACCUGCAAUCGACUUGCCAGGCUGUGGAACUGUCGAGGAACAGAAGUCGUUACCUGUAGUGGGCCAGCCAUGGCGGCUGGAUUAUUUGCCCUCUACGCCACAAUGAAUCGAGACGUAUUCCAAAAGCCAGAUAAAGAGAAAAAAGUGGAUGACGCGCCUGGAAAUGAAAUAGGCAAACGAAAGAAAAGGAGUCAGCAUAAGGCAAAGGAAAAGGGCUUUGAACGAACCAAAGAAAAAGUCUGUUAA
Molecule: messenger RNA, 1317 nt
Organism: Rodentolepis nana
Lineage: Eukaryota; Metazoa; Platyhelminthes; Cestoda; Cyclophyllidea; Hymenolepididae
Source: the annotation of a GenBank genome assembly